This is a messenger RNA of Saccharomyces eubayanus, 576 nucleotides long. RefSeq names its product Arf family GTPase CIN4 (gene CIN4). Bases 1 to 576 code for a protein of 191 amino acids. Gene Ontology annotation, cellular component: cytoplasm; microtubule cytoskeleton. Gene Ontology annotation, molecular function: GTP binding; GTPase activity. NCBI's taxonomy places the organism in Eukaryota, Fungi, Ascomycota, Saccharomycetes, Saccharomycetales, Saccharomycetaceae. The transcript has a single exon. The record is from RefSeq and is a predicted model, not a curated record. Gene Ontology annotation, biological process: protein folding.
AUGGGGUUGUUGAGUAUUAUUAGGAAGCAGAAACUUAAGGACAGAGAGAUUCGGUGCUUGAUCUUGGGACUCGACAAUUCAGGGAAGUCAACGAUAGUAAACAAAUUGUUGCCCGAAAACGAGCAGAGUACUAACGGUAUAACACCCACUGUCGGAUUUCAGAUACAUAGUCUGAUGAUAAGGGACGUUAUGGUGUCGUUGUGGGACAUUGGCGGACAACGGACAUUGAGGCCGUUUUGGGAUAACUACUUCGACAAGACGCAAGUGAUGAUAUGGUGUAUAGAUAUAAGCCUUUUGGUGCGGUUUGAUGAAACCAUGCAAGAGUUGAGGGAACUGGUUAAUAGAGACGAAAGCCGAAUAGGAUACGACUGUGCAGUCAUUAUCGCACUAAACAAGAUUGACCUAGUGGAGAACAAGACCGAACUCGGCCGAAGAUCCAGAUUGGUGGAGAGCGUGCUGAAGUGUCUGUUCAAGCCAGACAUCCGACUAGCUCUUGUCCAAUGUAGCGGGAUCACCGGCGAGGGCCUCGACGACCUGCAAGGCCGGUUGGUAGAAUUCUCCCGCUUUGCCCAAUAA